This is a messenger RNA of Fomitopsis serialis, 1569 nucleotides long. RefSeq names its product general substrate transporter. Gene Ontology annotation, molecular function: carbohydrate:proton symporter activity. Gene Ontology annotation, biological process: carbohydrate transport; transmembrane transport. The transcript is spliced from 17 exons. Gene Ontology annotation, cellular component: membrane. Bases 1 to 1569 code for a protein of 522 amino acids. NCBI's taxonomy places the organism in Eukaryota, Fungi, Basidiomycota, Agaricomycetes, Polyporales, Fomitopsidaceae. The record is from RefSeq and is a predicted model, not a curated record.
AUGGACGCAACCGCCUCCCCCUCACGACGCAAGCUCGUCGGCCAGCCUCUGCUCUAUGCCAUCUCCGUCUUCGCCAGUCUUGGUGUGUUUUUGUUUGGCUAUGAUCAAGGAGUCAUGUCUGGGGUCAUCACAGGGCCCCACUUUCGUAAAUUCUUCAACAACCCUGGCCCAAUCGAGGUCGGGACGAUGGUCGCCGUACUCGAGAUUGGCGCAUUCAUCACGUCCAUCGCGGCCGGUCGUGUUGGAGAUACUGUGGGGCGACGGGGAACCCUCUUCAUCGGCGCCCUGAUAUUCGCCGCCGGGGGCGCGGUUCAGACCUUCACUCCCGGUUUCUGGGUCAUGGUUGUGGGCCGUAUCAUCGCCGGCUUCGGCGUUGGUUUGCUAUCAACGAUUGUACCUAUAUACCAGAGUGAGAUAUCGCCGCCGAACCAUAGAGGCGCAUUGGCCUGCAUGGAGUUCACCGGGAACAUCUUCGGAUAUGCUUCUUCAGUCUGGAUCGACUACUUCUGCUCGUUCAUAGACUCGGACUUAUCCUGGCGCAUUCCGUUAUUCAUACAAUGCGUGAUUGGAGCUCUGCUCGCAGCUGGUACCGCCUUGAUGCCGGAGAGCCCUCGAUGGCUGAUUGACACUGACCAGGACGACGAGGGUUUGCAAGUACUGGUUGACUUGCACGGUGGCGAUCCUCAGGACGAGAUUGCCAACGCCGAAUACGAAGAAAUCAAGGAGCGAGUCAUGAUUGAACGCGAGAGCGGAGAGGCCCGGUCUUAUGCCGUGAUGUGGAAAAAGUACAAACGCCGCGUUCUGCUUGCUAUGUCGUCGCAGGCGUUUGCACAGCUUUUUGGUCUAAUAAUGUUGCUUCCAGUGAUCUCGUACUACGCUCAGGCGGGAUGGAUAGGCCGUGACGCCAUUCUCAUGACUGGGAUCAAUGCGAUCAUCUACCUUCUCAGUACUCUGCCAACGUGGGUAUUGGUUGAUCGCCUAGGUCGUCGCCCCAUCCUGCUCUCCGGCGCUGUUGUGAUGGCGGUCUCGCUUGGCCUUACAGGCUGGUGGAUGUACAUCGACGUGCCGGAGACACCCAAUGCAGUCGUCAUCUGCGUCAUCAUCUUCAACGCCGCGUUCGGCUAUAGUUGGGGUCCGAUCCCGUGGCUCUUCCCUCCUGAAAUCAUGCCCCUCACGAUUCGUGCUAAGGGUGUCUCGCUCUCCACUGCGACGAACUGGGCUUUCAACUUCCUUGUUGGUGAGAUUACACCGUUUUUGCAAGAGCACAUCGAGUGGCGCCUGUACCCAAUGCACGGCUUCUUCUGUGUCUGCAGCUUUGUUGUCGUAUACCCUGAGACGAGGGGUGUGCCUCUUGAAGAGAUGGAUGCUGUGUUCGGUGAAGAGGAACUAGAAGAACGGCUGGAGGACGAGGAGUCCGAAAGAGCUUCUCUUGUCUCGAGACGUUCAUCUCGUAGCAGACGGUCUCGCCUGAGUGUGACCCGGCCGACACCCGAGAGCCGGGGCGUGCUGAGCCGACUGCUCAGCCAACGUAGCCGCGGGAAUUACCAGCCCAUCGAAGGCGACGAAUAG